GUAGAUGACGUUUACAUUUUCAGACAAAGAAACAUAAAAAUGAAAAACAUGCGUAGUCCAGUCAGAGGAAUAAAAACUCAUAUUCCAUUUCCAACUCGGAUUCUACCUGACUCAGCGCUCACUCAGUUGACUCGUCCCCUCACCAAAAUCCCAAAACCCUUCCCGGCGAACAUGUCGUCACCGGAGGGAAAACGGUUAGAAGAAGAGUUAUCCUACCCAAUUCUCGUCGCGGAACGAGUUCGCUCAGCGAUUGAAGAAACCGACUCGUUCAAACUCGAGUGCUCCGAAGUCUGGAAACAAGUCGAACGCCUCCUCCAAAUGCUCCGAACGGUUGUCCGAAUCGCCGCCACCUCGCCGCUUUACGAGCGUCCCGUCCGUCGAGUAACGGCUGACACGGCGAAGAAUCUAGAACGCGCUUUGACUUUGGUCAGAAAGUGUAAGCGUCGUAGCAUCCUCCACCGUGUCGUUACCAUCGUCGGUGUCGCCGAUUUUCGGAAGGUUCUAAGCCACCUCGACGCCUCCGUCGGAGAUAUGAAGUGGCUUUUGAGCAUCCUCGACGGCGAAGGUGGAGUAAAUUUGGCACUUCCUCCGAUUGCGAGUAAUGAUCCUAUUCUUUCUUGGGUAUGGUCUUUUAUUGCUUCGAUUCAAAUGGGUCAAUUGAAUGAUAAAAUCGAAGCGGCGAAUGAACUCGCUUCAUUAGCACAAGAUAAUGAUAGGUAUCAAAAGAUUAUUGUUGAGGAACAAGGUGUUCCUCCUCUUUUGAAGCUUCUUAAGGAAGCUGCUUCACCUGCUGCUCAAAUUGCAGCUGCAACUUGUUUGUGUCAUUUGGCUAAUGAUUUGGAGAGGGUUAGGGUUAUUGUGAAUGAAGUUGGAGUUCCUGCUGUUGUUCAGGUUCUUGCUGAUUCGCCGAUUAGGGUUCAAACCCUAGCUUCUAAUUUAGUUGCUAGGAUGGCUCGACAUGAUCCUGUUGCUCAGGAGGAUUUCGCGAGGGAGAACGCGAUUAGGCCGCUUGUUACGCUUUUAUCGAUGGAUACUACUGUGGAUGAGCAGCCGGGUAAUAAUGGUAGGCAGAGUAUUCAUUCUAUUUUUCAGAUUAAUAAGGAGUUAGGGAAGAAGACUGAUUAUAUGUCUGGUAAUGGUAAUAGUAGUAGUAGACAGUUUGCGAAUUCGUAUUCCAAUUCCUAUUAUUUUAGCGAGGGGAGUGGCCGUGGAGGGAAUCAUAGGAAGGAGAGGGAAAAUGUGGAUCCUGUUGUGAAGCUUCAGCUUAAAAUUAGCUGUGCCGAGGCUUUGUGGAUGCUUGCGGCGGGGAGUGUGUCGAAUAGUAGGAAGAUAACGGAGACGAAAGGGAUGCUUUGUUUGGCUAAGAUUAUCGAGAAGGAACAGGGAGAGUUGCAGCAGAAUUGUUUGAUGACUAUAAUGGAGAUAACAGCUGCGGCUGAGUCCAAUGCUGACCUUCGACGUGCUGCGUUUAAGACCAACUCACCUCCUGCUAAAGCUGUUGUGGAACAGCUCUUAAGGAUAAUUAAAGAGGUUGACAGUCCAUCAAUGCAAAUUCCGGCGAUAAAGUCUAUUGGUUCGUUGGCUAGAACGUUUCCUGCUAGAGAGACUCGAGUAAUUGAACCCCUUGUAGCACAGCUGAGUAAUAGAGACAUGAAUGUAGCAGAUGAAGCAGCCAUUGCUCUUACCAAGUUUGCUUGUCCAGAUAAUUUCUUAUAUAUUGAGCAUUCUAAGAAAAUAAUCGAAUUCAAUGCAGUCCCAGCAGUGAUGAAGCUCCUGAGGAAUAACGAUGUUAACCAGAUGUAUCAUGGUCUAACUCUCCUUUGCUACCUUGCACUACAUGCUGGGAGUAGUGAGUCCUUGGAACAAGCAAGGGUGUUGUUGGCUCUAGAGGGUGCAGAUAAAACAAUUCUUCCUCAGCAUAUAAGGGAUUUGGUAUCCAAAGCAAUUGUACACCUCAAUUUGUAUCAUGCUGGAAGGAAUUCUCAACCAUUGUCAUAUAUGCCUUGAGCACAAAUUCAUCUAGUUUGCGGACCUUUGUUUUAAGAGGUUCAUCGGUUAUACUAUUGAAUUGGUUGCAUCUUGCCUACUCGUCAGGGAUUGUGGGGGUUUUAUUAUUAUGUAGAAAAGAAACAAAGCAUAGUUCAAGAAAAUACUUUAGUUUUUCAGCUUGGGCUGGUUUUUGUCCCUUUUUCCCUAUGAAACUAGUUAAGGGGUGGUGGUUGUGCAGAGAUUAUUUAUAAUGGAUAAUUUACUCUCUUGGUGAUUCAAAUUUGGCUGUGUACUUAUUUUGUUCUCUACAUCACACCUUGAUAGUGCAAAUUUUUAUGUUAGGAUAGAAUUGUUUGAGGAUGUAUUAUGUUGUAGAAUGUGCAGCGCGACUUUUCCAUUUGAUGUAUUUUUACCAGUUUACUGCUUCUGAUCUCGUCUUUUAUUAAUGGGCAACACAUCAACUGUGUUUUUUUGUUAA
Molecule: messenger RNA, 2467 nt
Organism: Vicia villosa (hairy vetch)
Lineage: Eukaryota; Viridiplantae; Streptophyta; Magnoliopsida; Fabales; Fabaceae
Exons: 1
Coding region: 40-2007 (655 amino acids)
Biological process (GO): cell surface receptor signaling pathway
Molecular function (GO): protein binding
Source: RefSeq, a predicted model, not a curated record